AAACAAUCCUUUUCGUCUUCCUCUCCUCAUCGAUCACUCUCCUGCAAAUUCUUCUACGGCGACGGGAACGAUGAAUCCACCGGAUAAAAUCCCAGAUAAUGUCCCCUUUAUAGCUCAGUCUCAAUUCUCUACUCUUCCUCCACAGUCGAGCUCAAAUCUCAAUGUAGAAACAAGUUUGAAUCCAUUUCCGAAUUCGAUCUCUACCUCAAUCUCUAACCCUAGUUUUGAGCAGAUGGUCUCAUUCUCCGCGCCAAAGAAACGAAGGAGAGGCCGUUCUCAGCGCUCAGUGUCGUCGCUUAAUACCCUCCCCGUCCCUAACGUAGGUGUUCUUCCAGGUCACACUAAUUUUGUGUCAUCUUCAGCUUCUUCCUCCGGUAGAUUUAACGUAGAGGUCGUCAAUGGAUCGAACCAGACUGUGAAAAGUUAUCCUGGGAUUGGUGAUGAGAUCAUUACGAUUAACAAGGAGGCUACCACCGAAGCUUUGCUUGCUCUCACAGCUGGGUUUCCUGCUGAUUCGCUUACCGAGGAAGAGAUUGAAUUCGGUGUGGUCCCUGUGGUUGGAGGCAUUGAACAAGUCAAUUACAUCUUGAUUAGGAACCACAUCAUAUCCAAAUGGCGAGAAAAUAUAUCUAGUUGGGUCACAAAGGAGAUGUUUUUCGAUUCUAUUCCUAAACAUUGCAGUAGUCUCUUGGAUUCGGCUUAUAAUUACUUGGUUACACAUGGAUAUAUAAAUUUUGGAAUAGCACAGGCAAUUAAAGAUAAGUUUCCUGCUCAAUCAAGCAAGUCUAGUGUGGUUAUAGUGGGUGCUGGAUUGUCUGGGUUGGCUGCAGCUAGGCAACUGAUGAGGUUUGGGUUUAAAGUCACGGUUUUGGAGGGUAGGAAACGACCCGGUGGACGGGUUUAUACCAAAAAGAUGGAAGCUAAUAGGGUAGGUGCUGCAGCGGAUUUAGGUGGGAGUGUUUUGACUGGAACAUUAGGAAAUCCUCUAGGGAUUAUUGCCAGACAGCUGGGCUCUUCUCUUUAUAAGGUACGAGAUAAGUGUCCUCUUUAUAGAGUGGAUGGUAAACCGGUUGAUCCAGAUGUGGAUAUGAAGGUUGAGGUAGCUUUUAACCAGCUUCUAGACAAGGCAAGUAAACUUAGGCAGUUGAUGGGUGAUGUUUCCAUGGAUGUCUCCCUUGGGGCAGCACUCGAGACAUUCAGGCAGGUUUCUGGGAAGGAUUUGGCCACCGAGGAGAUGGGUUUGUUUAACUGGCAUCUUGCUAACUUGGAAUAUGCAAAUGCGGGCCUAGUAUCAAAGCUUUCUCUUGCAUUCUGGGAUCAAGAUGACCCAUAUGAUAUGGGUGGAGACCACUGCUUUCUGCCUGGAGGAAAUGGAAGGCUGGUUCAGGCUUUGGCUGAAAAUGUACCAAUCUUAUAUGAGAAGACCGUCCAAACAAUCAGAUAUGGUUCAAAUGGUGUCAAGGUAAUUGCUGGAAAUCAAGUGUAUGAGGGUGAUAUGGUGCUGUGUACAGUUCCCCUUGGUGUUCUUAAGAACGGAUCCAUCAAAUUUGUUCCCGAAUUACCUCAGAGAAAGCUUGAUUGUAUAAAGAGAUUAGGUUUUGGGUUACUGAACAAAGUUGCAAUGCUCUUUCCGUAUGUAUUUUGGAGCACAGAUCUCGAUACCUUUGGGCAUCUUACUGAGGAUCCGAACUAUCGAGGUGAAUUCUUUCUGUUCUAUAGCUACGCACCUGUUGCUGGUGGUCCUCUCUUGAUCGCGUUGGUUGCGGGAGAAGCUGCUCAUAAGUUUGAGACAAUGCCACCCACUGACGCAGUGACUCGUGUUCUUCAUAUUCUUAGGGGUAUUUAUGAACCUCAAGGUAUAAUUGUCCCUGAUCCACUACAAACGGUCUGCACCAGAUGGGGUGGGGAUCCAUUCAGUUUAGGAUCUUACUCCAAUGUUGCAGUGGGAGCUUCAGGCGAUGAUUACGAAAUAUUAGCAGAAAGUGUCGGAGAUGGAAGGCUUUUCUUCGCCGGAGAAGCCACGACAAGGCGAUACCCUGCAACCAUGCAUGGAGCUUUUGUUACUGGUCUGAGAGAAGCUGCAAACAUGGCUCAAUCUGCAAAGGCCCGAGGCAUAAGGAAAAGAAUCGAUAGGAACCCAUCAAAGAAUGCUCAUUCCUGUGCCAUUCUUCUUGCAGAUUUAUUCAGGGACCCUGAUCUAGAGUUUGGGAGUUUUUCCAUAAUCUUUAGUAGGAGGAAUCCAGACCCAAAAUCUCCUGCAAUUUUGAGGGUAACUCUAAGCGAACCUCGUAAGAGAAACGAGGACCCAAAAGCAGAUCAACACUCAAACAAGAUACUGUUUCAGCAGCUUCAGUCUCAUUUCAACCAACAGCAACAGAUUCAGGUGUAUACAUUAUUAACUAGACAACAGGCUCUUGACCUGAGAGAAGUCAGAGGUGGUGAUGAAAAGCGACUUUACUAUCUCUGUGAAACACUUGGAGUGAAACUGGUGGGGAGAAAAGGUCUUGGUAUUGGAGCUGAUUCAGUCAUUGCUUCUAUUAAAGCCGAGCGUACCGGUCGCAAGCUACCAUCAUCAUCUACCUCAGGCACAAAAUCUGGUAUAUUAAAAGCAAAAUCCGGUGCACUGAAGCGGAAGAUGAUCAGAAGGAUUAAAGGACCAGUGCCGCUGAAGCAAAGUAAUAACAAUGGCGUCUCAGAGAGUAUAAAAUCAGAGUCUUUAGGUAAUGGCAAAGCCUCAGAGCAACAAGAACCUAGAAUAGUAGAGUCGAUAGGAGGAGGUAGCAGCAUGCAGGGGGAAAGCAAGUCUUUGGGCACAGGAGUUGCAUCGAGUUCUUCUGGUGGUUCCUUACAUGGUGGUGAGACGAUGAAAAAGAUGGAACAAUGAAUGAACACUUGCUGCUUCUGGAGAAUCCCUGUUUGAUACAACAUCUGUAGUUCAUAAUCCAUUACUAUUGUAACAAAUUUAAUUAUAAAAUUUUAACAAAUGAUAAUUUGUCUA
Molecule: messenger RNA, 2998 nt
Organism: Arabidopsis arenosa
Lineage: Eukaryota; Viridiplantae; Streptophyta; Magnoliopsida; Brassicales; Brassicaceae
Source: the annotation of a GenBank genome assembly